This is a messenger RNA of Sardina pilchardus (European sardine), 4972 nucleotides long. It is a transcript of the gene kctd2, whose product is annotated as potassium channel tetramerization domain containing 2. The coding region runs from base 292 to 1089 and encodes 265 amino acids. Gene Ontology annotation, cellular component: cytoplasm; Cul3-RING ubiquitin ligase complex. The record is from RefSeq and is a predicted model, not a curated record. NCBI's taxonomy places the organism in Eukaryota, Metazoa, Chordata, Actinopteri, Clupeiformes, Clupeidae. Gene Ontology annotation, biological process: protein homooligomerization; proteasome-mediated ubiquitin-dependent protein catabolic process. Gene Ontology annotation, molecular function: cullin family protein binding. The transcript is spliced from 6 exons.
GUAAUGUUUAUGGCCAUAUAUAGGUCGUUUGAAUAAACAAGAGAGAUUAAUUUAGUCUUUUUAAGGUUUUUAAGCAAUGCCGCCUCGUACUUGUGGUAUUUACAUAUCUCAAAUUCGGCCCUGUGUAUGCUAUUUGGUGCAAAUCUAAUCUGAUGCGUGCAGCAACGCCCCACGAACUGCCACCUUGUAAAGGAAACGACAACCAGUUAGCUAGCCUCUGUUUACAAUUUUGUGGAAGAGAAUAAUUCGUUUCCUGCCGUGCGAAACUGUGACUUUUUAUAUCUCAGAAGUAUGGCGGAGUUACACGUUGUGGAGCCAAGUGGGACUGGCAUCUUAGAACAAUCAGAACACCGUGAAAUUCGCGGCACGGUAAGGCUCCCCUCGCCCACUCUCGUGAUUCCCCCUCGGAGCGGCAUGUCCAGUCCAGGGGUGUCCAGUUCCAGAGCAGUGUUCGGGUUCCCCAUGAAGAGUAGCCCUUCUUCUCCGUCAGAUCAGCCAGAGAAACCGGGGUCCCGAUGGGUCAGGCUCAAUGUCGGUGGAACCUACUUUGUCACUACAAAACAGACAUUGUGCAGAGAACCUAAGUCGUUCCUCUAUCGAUUAUGCCAAGACGAUCCAGAUUUGGACUCUGACAAGGAUGAGACAGGAGCCUACCUAAUAGACAGGGACCCAACAUACUUUGGCCCCAUCUUGAAUUACCUACGGCACGGAAAGCUGAUCAUCAACAAGAACUUGGCGGAGGAAGGUGUGCUGGAGGAGGCCGAGUUCUACAACAUUGCAUCCCUGGUGAGACUGGUCAAGGAAAGGAUACGAGACAACGAGAACAGGACGUCACAGGGCCCCGUGAAGCAUGUGUACCGGGUGCUGCAGUGUCAAGAGGAGGAGCUGACUCAGAUGGUCUCUACCAUGUCAGACGGCUGGAAGUUUGAACAGCUCAUAAGCAUCGGCUCAUCCUACAACUAUGGCAACGAGGACCAGGCCGAGUUCCUGUGUGUGGUGUCGCGUGAGCUCAACAACUCUACCAAUGGCAUUGUCAUCGAACCCACCGAGAAGGCUAAGAUUCUCCAAGAGAGGGGCUCUCGGAUGUGAGGAGUGAUGUGUAGGCACCUGGGCUCCUUUCCCUGCUCUCUCCCCCCCUCUGCCAUAACAUUGCCCCCCCUCCCCUCCCCUCCCCUCCGGUGGGCUAUGAGUUCACCCUGCCUCCAUGCAUGCCCUAAGGUCUCCUCUACACCCCGGUCCCUCCCCCAAACACGCAUACUUACAAAUACACACACACACUCACACAUGUGUGCGCCACUCACACGUCCACCCCCUUGUGCCUUUCCGUGGCGGGGCUGAGCUAUGCUAUGCCCCCCCUCUCUGCAGUGCUGCAACAUCUGCUGACAUCAGUUACCACCACCAUCAGCACUAAACACACAAUUCACAGGCAGAUAUCCUCCAAACACGUGUGCACACUCACACACACACACACACACACACACACAAAAACAAACAAACAAAUGUUGAUUGAUAUGUGACAGCUAGCUGAAUCCAUCUCAGUUUGAGCAAAGUACAAAAAACGGUUCCAGUACAAAGGUUACGUAUCGUCUGUAUCACAAGCUACACGGCUGCACUCUCGCCAGACAUGACAAAGUGGAUAUAACUGACAUAUUGUACCACCACUUCCUCUGGUGUCGAGAGUGGCCCUGUGUGUGUGUGUGUGUGUGUUUGUGUGUGUGUGUGUGUGUGUCUGGGAUGGAGGACGUACAAGUGAUACAUGUGUGUUAACAUAGUGAGUGCCCUUCACCCCUUGACACAGCCUCUAUUCUCCACUGCCAUUCCCUUCCUCCCUCCCCCCACCCCCACACCCCUUUUUCACCAACACCAUUACGUCCUCCUGAGGACGGGCAUGGACACGGAUGACCGACUGCCCCACACACUAGCAAACACACAGCCGUCUGUCCCACAGACAGAAAAAAAAAGGCUUUCGAGGGACUUUUACUUCUUUACUUCGCCCUGGAAAAAGAAAAACCCACCAAGGAGGAGAUGCCUCCUCGUCGGUGGUCCCUCCUUGUGCUGCUGGACACUCUUCAACGUCGACCAUGAAAACGAGAGAGCGGAAGAAAACACGAAGGAAGCGUCUCAUGUUUCUCCUUCACUCAGGUCAGCAUCUGUCUCCAGUGACGACGUCGUCCGCUUAAAAAAAAAAACACAUCACCCCUGGACAUUUCAGUAUGGCACUGAGUGAAUCACACGGAAACAACCGGAAAAACAAAAAUAUGUGCAAUUGUGAGGCAUGUGAGAUUUAUUAUUAUAAGAAAAUGAUAUUAUUGAUAAUAACACAUAAAUAUACAUACAGUGUAAAAGAUUGAAUGCAACGUAACUGUUGAUAUCUGUACCAUAGUGGUCAUAUUAAUGUGUAUCAAAAUGAGUUAUUCUAUGUAUAGUGGGAGAACAGGCAGUGUCUCCCCACACACCCCACCCAGUUACUCAUGAAGGUGUGAGUUUGUCUUGUAUCUCUCGUUGACACAUUCUGUGACAAAAAUAAGCUUCUUCAACAUUGUGUCACCUUUCAUCUUGCCUUGUUUACCCAGUCAUUUUAAGCCUGUUUUUAGAUGUGAAGAUAUGAAUAUUUUGGUUCUCGACAUAUCGUUUCUCACCUAGCAGAGAAGUGUUCACCCUUUGACCCUUUUGUUUGGUCCUGUUCCUGGUCUCUCUUGUUUAUGUUUGUUCUGCAACCCCCAUCGUCUUCUUUUCUUGUGACGUUUUACACAGAAUGGGAAUGUCAUCGCCUGAACAGGGGAUCUCUUCAUAGGAAGUCUAUGUCCAGGUAUACUAGAUCUAGACUAGAACAAAACCAGUUCAGGCCGAAGUGGCCCCUGUAGCUGGGAAGCAGUUUUUUUUUUUUUUUUUUUUUUUUAAUAAUCUGCACACAUAUCAUUUCCUGUCUAACUCACCCCCACUAUCAGGCUUCUUCAAAGCCACUCUGGUCCGCAGAACAGUGGACUGAGACGUCAUACCAUUUCAUGUGUUUUGGGGAUGGUUUCAAUUCCCACGUCUUCUUUCUCAGUCAGUGUAGCGGCCGACGGGUUGUAUCCGAUAGCACCGAAAUGAAACUUGGACUUGUCUGUUAUUGUUCAGUCACACUCCUUGUUUUUUUGUGUGUGGUUUUCAGCUCUCCGUAGUUCUUUUGGGAUCAGAUUUCUGGUUUGCUGUUGAUGUUUUCUCUCCUCCUGUGUAGAGUGUUUGUGUAAGGGUGACAGGGAGUGCAGUGUUUUUGGCUGACCUGCAGGGUUCUGUGUCAGUGCCCUGACUUCUCUCUGUGUGUGUGUGUGUGUGUGUGUGUGUGUGUGUGUGUGUGUGUGUGUGUGUGUGUGUGUGUGUGUGUGUGUGUGUGUGUGUGUGUGUGUGUGUGUGUGUGUGUGUGUGUGUGUGUGUGUGUGUGUGUGUGUGUGUGUGUGUGUUUGUGCGUGCGUGCAUGCAUGCAUAUUUGUUUGUCCAGUGUUGUGCCUUUGGCCCUGCGUUGUGCACAGUUUACUUCCCUUAUUGUCCAAGUGGAGAGGGCUCUUGUGUAAAAGCGCAUGGGGACUGAGCUCCCCCGGAUCAUAUACAAUAUGAUGGGAUGGCCACAGCCCACCUGUUUGCCCUUGUUUCUGUGUGUUUAGUCAAGAUGGUCAGAUCUUUUUGCCACUGUUACUGACUCUUACUCUGUGUUUCCCCCUGAACACUCUAACCCCACCCCACUCACCUCCUGCAUGUUAAGGCUUUCACUGCCUCCUUCUCUCUGUUUAGUAUGGGAAGAUAUGCAUACUCAUUCAAGGCUAGUGUUUCCUAGCACCACAAAUUCAGGCCUGACUGAAAAAAGACCAUCUCCUUGUAAAGAAAUAUUAAUGGCUCUGCCCUGUAUCUUCUGACAUCUGACAUGUACUCUCUCAGAGCAAGGCCACUGACAGUACCUAUACUAGGCGUCUGACAGAUGCUGUUGAAAACUGUGUUUUAUUUGGUUUGUUUUGUGCUACACAGUAAGACAUGGCACAUUUACAAACAUUACUGAGCACCGACAUGUCUUUAGGAUCCCCCUCCACCUCCUACCCCCCCAUGUUUAAGUUGUUUGAUGUUAAACAAAAAGAUGUCAAGGCAAAAAAGUACUGUUUUCUCUGUGAUGAACGUAAUUAUAAUAUGUACUAUCUUACAAACUCUGGGGAUUUAUAAAAAACAGUAAUGAUCUAAUAUUUGGCACGAGAACCCUGAGAGCAUGCAUUGUGUUAGAGAAUCUAAUGUUGUGUUCUGGGAUAUGUGUGGCCUUUGUAUCACUGUCGAGUCUAAAUGGUGCAUGGAACAAGACCGAUGCUGGAAAAGCAAGACCUGGUGUUAAAUGUGGAAUUGCUCUGCAACUCUUGUCCCCUUAAAAAAAAAGGCUUUUCCCCAAACCCUUUGUUAGUCCAGUCCAGUUAAUUCUACAACACACGCUGGCUUCUAAAAGCUAAAAGCGAUCACAGUCUUGGUUGAAGUUUUGCCCUCAUGGUGUUGGGAUUUAGACACUGGAUGUCUUCGGUGGCAUCUGGUGACAUGUUGUGGGCAGGGGCUGUAGGUCAUUGCUGUGACAUUUAAAUGUUUGACUGAUAGCAAAAUCCAUGCAUAGACUAGGUAGAAGAGGGAAUGAUUUGGAGUAUGCCACAGGAUUUGUCAGUAACAUCUGCAUGCUUUUAUAUACAUACUCUCUCCCAACAAGCAUUGCGAACAUAAGUGAGAAUUCAUUAAAUACAGUUGUUUUGAGUGUGUUGAGUUUUGAUCAGUAUUGAUGUCAAAUGUGAAUUCUGUCCGUUUGGAGACUGUAGAGUUCAGUGUUGCAGAGCCGACUAAGUCUCGGUCAGAUUGUCCUUUCAUUUUUUUUUCUUUUCAAUUUGUCUUCUGAUACUUUCAACGUUAAGAUGGCAACUACAAAAAUAUCAAAGUCUGAUUUUUAUCAUAAACUGUGUUUGUGUUUUAAAAA